Molecule: messenger RNA, 3018 nt
Organism: Mytilinidion resinicola
Lineage: Eukaryota; Fungi; Ascomycota; Dothideomycetes; Mytilinidiales; Mytilinidiaceae
Exons: 5
Biological process (GO): regulation of DNA-templated transcription
Cellular component (GO): nucleus
Molecular function (GO): protein binding; sequence-specific DNA binding; zinc ion binding
Source: RefSeq, a predicted model, not a curated record
CUAUGCCAUUAGAUGUUAAUGACCCCAUGGUGAGCAACGACAUGAACAUAUAUUCACGACCACAAUUCGCGUCACCCAUGGUGACCUCUCCCGUAAGCCCAGACUUUGCCUCCACGACUCGGCGACUUCCUCAGGAGAAUUCCAACAGCACCAUACAAACCAACGACCAAUUCGGACCAGAGUCUGGCAAUGGCACCCCUGACGUACAGUCCUCCAUGCCCUCCCGGACAGGUAGUCAAGAACAAGUUUUCCGCUCUAACUCUCGACCCGGAAGCAACCCUUCCUCCACUCAGAAUUCCUCCCAUCAGAUACCCACUGUUUUAUCCUUUCGACCAGAACCCACUCAGCAACUAGAGGAGUCGCUACCUAGCAGUGGGUUGAAAUUCCCCUGGAGGGCGACCACUAAUGGCUUCCCCUCGACAAUGAGUGGCCGCUCGCACGUGGAGCACGCUCAGUAUAAAAAUGCGUAUUCUUUGACCGGAUUCAACAUGCUUGAGGUCCUCACACGCGUUGCUAACAGACCUAAUCCGGAGAUCAACAUUGGAAAUGUCGACUUUUCUUGCGCGUUUGUGGUUUGUGACGCCCAGAAGGAUGACGUCCCUAUCGUCUUCUGUUCCGACAAUUUUGAGCGAUUAACUGGCUACACCAAGUACAUGAUCCUUGGCAGGAAUUGCCGCUUUCUUCAGUCACCAGAUGGCUACGUUGAGGCGGGCAUAAAGCGGAAAUAUGUGGACGAUGACUCUGUUCUUUAUCUCAAGAACAUGAUCAACAUGAGGAAAGAGGCGCAGAUUAGUCUCAUCAACUACCGAAGAGGCGGACAGCCAUUCAUGAAUCUACUGACCAUGAUUCCCAUUACCAUGGCAGAAAGCGACGAAAUCAAGUACUAUGUCGGUUUUCAGGUUGACCUUGUGGAGCAGCCAGCUUCAAUGACGAACAAAAACCCAGAUGGAUCGUAUACUGUGAACUACCAACGUGGUAUAAAUGUUCCCAGUUAUGUCUUCAUAGACCAUAAUUUCAAUCUCCCGGACGCAAUACAAACCGUGACACGAGAUGAGGUAUCCAACGCCUUGAGCACCUUCAGCACGUCCGGAGACUCCGAAUUUACGAGAACAAUAUGGGAUAAGGUCCUACUGGAAAAUACAGACGACGUCGUGCAUGUGCUGUCGCUGAAGGGUCUAUUUCUGUACCUGUCACCUUCCAGUCAGAAGGUUCUAGAGUACGAACCCAGCGAACUGGCCGGCAGCGCUUUGUCGUCUAUUUGUCAUCCUAGUGACAUUGUGCCUGUCACCAGAGAGUUAAAAGACACAUCUAAUGGAGCGUCUGUCAAUGUUGUGUUUAGGAUACGGCGAAAGCGGAGCGGGUACAUGUGGUUUGAAGGUCAUGGCUCGCUUCAUUCAGAGCAGGGCAAAGGCCGCAAGUGCAUUAUACUUGUCGGACGCGAACGGCCAGUAUACACACUCACCAAGAGCGAUAUUCGGUCCUCAGGAGGUAUUGGCGACAACGAACUAUGGACAAAAAUGUCCACCUCGGGGAUGUUUCUAUUCGUUUCUUCCAACGUUCGCCAGCUUUUGGACCGACAGCCCGAGGAUCUAGUCGGCACCAGUAUACAAGGUCUUAUGCGACAGGACUCAAAGGCAGAGUUCGGACGCAUACUCGGGCUUACCCGUACAGGCAGGAAGGGCGAAGUAAAACACGAAAUGAUCAACAAGAGAGGACAAGUGCUCCAAGCAUUCACUACUCUAUAUCCGGGCGAUGCUACAGAAGGUCAGAAACCGACAUUCCUUGUCGCGCAAACAAGACUUCUGAAAUAUUCGCGUGGCGGGACCCAUAGUGCUCAAAGCACUCCGCGUCCGAGUCUAUAUCCCAAAGAGCGCAAUUCUAACGAAGGCUCGAUUUCAAUCGCGUCAGGCGAUGCAUCGAGUGCCGUUGGAUCAGCUGAGAUGAUGCCUGCGGGUAGCAGCACACCCCAGACUGGAAUGUCGGGUAGUCAGUUUGUCACAACUGACGCCUCAGCUGCCACGUUUGCCGGUGAGAAGGGUCUAGCUCUCGGUCAUCAGGAUGUUUCUCUAGCUUCGGAGGAGAACGUGUUUGAUGAGCUCAAGACGACAAGAAGUACCAGCUGGCAGUUCGAGUUACGCCAAAUGGAAAAGCGAAAUCGUCUCCUAGCGGAAGAAGUACAAAGCUUAUUAGCAGCAAAGAAGAAACGGAAGAGGAGAAAGGGCGCGGGUCAGCUACAGAAAGACUGCGCCAACUGUCACACUCGAGUGACUCCAGAGUGGCGAAGGGGGCCUUCGGGGAACAGAGAUCUCUGCAACUCUUGUGGCUUACGAUGGGCCAAACAGAAUGGUCGAGUGUCACCCAGGACAUCUUCUCAAAAGAGCGAUUCAGCAAGCAAAGCUGCCGGUGCGCCCCGGCCGAGCAAACCCAUUCCCCCUAACCUUCCGGGGCAUUCGGCCGCUCUAGACUCGUCUACGAGACCGACAGCAAUAACUUCAGCGCAGCAAGCAAGUGCAGACAGCCAUGCAGCCAAAGUGGCACGCAUGGAGGUUGGAGCAUCGGAUGGGCUCUCGGGCGGCGUGCCUGCUAAGAUUGAUGAGGACCAUGAGCCGGAUUAAGCACGAUUUCCUACACGCAAUUUUCUCUGAGAGUUAAUCCAUGAUGGCUGCUUCACGGCUUGCCUUCCUCGAUACCCCUUCAGAUUGACUAGACAUCCGCUUCUUGCUGCCAUAGAUGCUGCUGCGUUAUUUUGCGACCAUUUUGGGCUACAGUACCUGGUGCCUGGGUAGUGAAUGCAGGUACCGGGCGAUUCGGCCUCAAGGUGAACUUCGGCACCCCACACAAUUUGUCGCGUCUCUUACGAGCGUGCAAGCGAGUUCGAUGAUACCGUGGAAUAGAUCUCAGAUGGGCCGGAACGGAUGCCGGUGGGCGUAGUUAGUUCGACGACUGUACAUACAUACACAUACACAAUGAAGCUUACGAGACUGAUGAUACCAAAGCCGCGGUUCACCGGUGAUCUGC